This is a messenger RNA of Thyridium curvatum, 1440 nucleotides long. RefSeq lists its product as uncharacterized. Bases 1 to 1440 code for a protein of 479 amino acids. NCBI's taxonomy places the organism in Eukaryota, Fungi, Ascomycota, Sordariomycetes, Thyridiales, Thyridiaceae. The transcript has a single exon. Gene Ontology annotation, biological process: base-excision repair, AP site formation; DNA alkylation repair; base-excision repair. Gene Ontology annotation, molecular function: DNA-3-methyladenine glycosylase activity; alkylated DNA binding; DNA-7-methylguanine glycosylase activity. Gene Ontology annotation, cellular component: nucleus; protein-DNA complex. The record is from RefSeq and is a predicted model, not a curated record.
AUGACCUCAUCUGCGCACGGCGUUGUCCUCCUGCCCUCAAUCUAUCGUGUUUCGACUCCUACGUCGCUGGAUCUGUUUGAGGACCGUGGCGGGCUUAUGUUCAAGCCUCACUCGUUUGCGCAAGUCAAGUCAAUUUGCGCCGGUCUCAAGAGGCUCCAGGCCAGCCAGCCUGGUCGUCACCCCGCAACCGGCUUGCUGCCAGGGCGCACUACGCCGGGCCUGCCAAACCCAAUUGAAGCCAUUGCCGCCGCCACCCGCGUCGCUUCGACAAUGGCGCCGCGACGGUCCGCAAGGCUGAGCAUGUCGGCCACCGCCAACGGCGAGACUGCACAGUCGGAGGCGAUGCCACCCCCGCCUCGUGCAGCGCCGCAGCCUCGCAAGCGCAAGGCCGCAAGGCAGGCCGACGCACCAGAUGGCUCGGCCGCCACGGCGGCGCCGACCACCCCGCGCAAGCGCCGGGCACAGGCACCAGCUGCUCGCCCGUCGACUCCGCCCGCGACCCCGACGCCCAGCGCAGCCGGCCUCUUCGCCGAGCCGGCCAACGGCCUGACGCCCAAGCCCAAGCACGCGGCGCUGAACCGCCUCGCCGACCCGGAGCGCACCAACGCGCCCCUCCUGUCGCCCGAGACGUCGCGCAUCGUCUCGACUAAGCCCGUCGACCUCAUGUCGCCGUCCAAGAAGUCGGCCGCUACCACCACGACGGCGACCCUGCUGGAGGAGGCCUGCGCGCACCUCAUCAAGACGGACGCGCGCAUGAAGCCCCUCAUCGACGCGCACCACUGCCGCGUCUUCAGCCCCGAGGGCCUGGCCGAGAAGAUCGACCCGUUCGAGAGCCUGUGCAGCGGCAUCAUCAGCCAGCAGGUCUCGGGCGCCGCCGCCAAGGCCAUCAAGGCGCGCUUCGUCGCCCUGUUCGACGACGACGCCGACGCCGACAGCGAGCCGGCGGCCCCCACCACGGGCGGCCAGGACCCGCCCAAGAAGAAGCGCUUCCCGCACCCGUCGCAGGUGGCCGCCACUGCCAUAGAGCGCCUGCGCACCGCGGGCCUCUCGCAGCGCAAGGCCGAGUACGUCCAGGGCCUGGCGGAGAAGUUCGCGGCCGGCGAGCUCUCGGCGCGGCUGCUCGCCGACGCGCCCUACGACGAGGUCCUCGAGCGGCUCAUCGCCGUCCGGGGUCUGGGCCGCUGGAGCGUCGAGAUGUUCGCCUGCUUCGCGCUCAAGCGCAUGGACGUCUUCAGCCUCGGCGACCUGGGCGUGCAGCGCGGCAUGGCGGCCUUUGCCGGCCGGGACGUGGCGAAGCUCAAGGCCAAGGGCGGCGGCAAGUGGAAGUACAUGUCCGAGCGGGAUAUGGAGGAGAUGGCCGAGCCGUUCAGGCCGUACCGCAGCCUGUUCAUGUGGUACAUGUGGCGGGUCGAGGAGACGGACAUUAGCACGUUGGAGUGA